AUGUAUUGCCUAGUGUAUGCCCAAUCUGGUGUCUCCACAGCUAUGUUGAUCUUCUACACUUGCAUGUGGCUUCCCCUUAUGCAGCUGAGAAAAGCCAUUUCAAGAGUCCUUGCCUUCAUCUUUUGCAAGUAUCAAGCCCCAGAGAGCUCCUGCAGUUUCCAACUCCCAGUGGGUAUGUUUCAAGAUUUGCAAAAACCUAGUGAAGAAGAAGAUGGUGAUCAUGAAAAGACUUGCUCUAUUUGCUUGUUGGAUUAUGAGGGAGAGGACUUGGUGAGCAAGCUCCAUAGAUGUGGCCACGUGUUCCACAUGGACUGCAUCGAGAGGUGGUUGGAGAGGUGGUUGACAACCACUCCGACUCUUGAGACCACCAUCAUGGUGGUCAACUUGGCAACUGAGAUGCAAAAUCAUAUCUACAUCUUGUGCUCAUAUCACUCUUUGUCUUUCAUAGUGGUCAAAUGUGACCAUCGUGGUGGUGGUCGUUGGGCUGACCGACUUGACUACGGUGGCUCACAGCGGUUAGCAUCUUUGUCUUUCACGGUGGUCAAUGUUAGUAUUUAUAUUUUGGUUGAGGAAUCGUUGGAGCUGAGGAGAGCCAUUUCAAGAGUCCUUGCCUUCAUCUUCUGCAAGUAUCAACCCCAAGAGAGCUCGUCCAGUUUCCAACUCCCGGUGGGUAGGUUUCAAGAUUUGCAGAAAUCUGGUGAAGUAGAAGAUGGUGAUCAUGAAAAGACUUGCUCUAUCUGCUUGGUGGAUUAUGAGGGAGAGGACCUGGUGAGCAAGCUCCAGAGAUGUGGCCACAUGUUCCACAUGGACUGCAUUGAGAGGUGGUUGGAGAGGUCUCAGUUCACAUGCCCUCUCUGCAGGAAGCUUGUGUUUGAUGCGAAAUCUUCAGCGGCAAAACAAAGAUGGUGA
Messenger RNA from Syzygium oleosum, 909 nucleotides. RefSeq lists its product as uncharacterized. The transcript has 3 exons. The record is from RefSeq and is a predicted model, not a curated record. Gene Ontology annotation, biological process: protein ubiquitination. Lineage: Eukaryota; Viridiplantae; Streptophyta; Magnoliopsida; Myrtales; Myrtaceae. Gene Ontology annotation, molecular function: ubiquitin protein ligase activity. The coding region runs from base 1 to 909 and encodes 302 amino acids.